Messenger RNA from Arabidopsis lyrata subsp. lyrata, 1569 nucleotides. RefSeq names its product E3 ubiquitin-protein ligase At1g63170. NCBI's taxonomy places the organism in Eukaryota, Viridiplantae, Streptophyta, Magnoliopsida, Brassicales, Brassicaceae. The coding region runs from base 208 to 1329 and encodes 373 amino acids. The record is from RefSeq and is a predicted model, not a curated record. The transcript has 5 exons.
UUUCAAACAUCACGUUUUCCGAUUUGUCCGACUCAUCCUCUUUCUCUUUCUCUCUCUCUGUUCGAAUCGAAACCCUAGCAAAUCCGAAUUUGUCUCUGAGAUUGAAAUUGCCCCAAUUUAAUGGCGUAAAGCUUCACCAAUUUCAUCAAUUCAAUAUCAAUUUUUGAAAUUUCGAAGAAAGGAAGAGACUUUGAAGAGAGAGAGAAAAUGUCAACAGAGACGACGACGGAAGCAACGCCUUUGAUUUUAACCGACGGCGGAGGAGGAGGGAGAUCGGUGAGGAGACAAGGGUUAAGAGAAGCGGCGAGGUUAUUAAGACAUGCAAGUAGCGGAAGAAUGAUGAUGAGAGAACCAUCGAUGCUUGUUCGUGAAGCUGCGGCUGAGCAGCUUGAAGAGAGACAAAGCGAUUGGGCUUAUUCGAAACCUGUAGUGGUUUUGGAUUUCGUUUGGAAUCUUGCUUUUGUCGCCGUUGCUACAGCUGUUUUGGUACUUAGCAGCGAUGAGAAUCCGAAUAUGCCUCUUAGGGUUUGGGUUAUUGGGUAUGGGUUGCAAUGUAUGAUGCAUAUGGUUUGUGUUUGUGUUGAGUAUCGUAGGAGGAAUAGUAGAAGAAGAAGAGAUAUGAGUCCAAGAUCUAGCUCUUCUUCUAUGGAGGAAGAAGAUGGUUUGGGUUUGAGUAGAAACUCAGAUGAUCGUUACUUGGAGCUAGGUCAAUUAGAGAAUGAAAACAACAGUUUUGCUAAGCAUCUAGAAUCUGCAAAUACGAUGAUCUCAUUUAUAUGGUGGGUUAUUGGAUUCUACUGGGUAUCUUCUGGUGGCCAAGAGUUAGCGCAAGGAUCCCCUCAGCUUUAUUGGUUAUGUAUAGUAUUUCUUGGUUUCGAUGUGUUCUUUGUGGUUUUCUGCGUUGCAUUGGCUUGUGUUAUUGGCAUUGCUGUUUGCUGCUGCUUGCCUUGCAUCAUUGCAGUUCUAUACGCCGUUGCAGAACAGGAAGGAGCUUCGAAAGAAGACAUUGACCAACUUACUAAAUUCAAAUUCCGAAAGGUUGGUGAUUCUGUGAAACACACUGUUGAUGAAGAACAAGGAGAUUCAGGAGGACUGAUGACUGAAUGUGGUACAGAUUCACCAGUCGAACAUACUCUUCCUCAUGAGGAUGCAGAAUGCUGCAUCUGUCUUUCGGCUUAUGAAGAUGAGACAGAGCUUAGAGAACUUCCUUGUGGCCACCAUUUCCAUUGUGGUUGUGUGGACAAAUGGCUUUACAUAAACGCUACUUGUCCCCUCUGCAAAUACAACAUCCUCAAGAGUAGCAACUACGAAGAAGGCGAGGAAGUCUAGAACAGUAAGAAGAGAAGACUUGCAAAUAUGCGAAUAUCUGUAUCAUUAGCAGCUGAGGAACCCAGAAAAAAAAAAGGGUUCGACAUUUAAUCAAUUUGCAGACUUGUAGUUUUACAUUGCUUGUUAUAUGUUUACACAUUUUAGUUGCUUUUUGUUUGGAGUCUGUAUGUUCUGUUGUUGUUGACUCUUGUUAACAUGUUUUGGUUCUUACUUGCUCAACAAGUUAACAUCUUUUUUCUC